Messenger RNA from Parathielavia appendiculata, 1247 nucleotides. RefSeq lists its product as uncharacterized. Lineage: Eukaryota; Fungi; Ascomycota; Sordariomycetes; Sordariales; Chaetomiaceae. The transcript is spliced from 5 exons. Bases 156 to 1247 code for a protein of 363 amino acids. The record is from RefSeq and is a predicted model, not a curated record.
CGCCUUCAUCAUGAAUACCCACGCCGUUCGUGAUGUUCGUCCAUCCAAGUCAAUGAACCAUUGUGGGCUGGCAAGCCGACAGCCCGUUGAAGAACAUCGUUUCAACGAUUUCACUUCGGUCCCCAACCUCGGAGCUUCCCACAGUCUUUGCACCAAUGCCACUUGACGAAAUCCCUAACCUUACAUUGAAAGGCCCCCCGGCGACAAGCAAUGGUGACUCGGGAGUUGAAAGGAGCCCUCAGAUCACCGGGGAAGCAACUCUGCUUAUGGAACUCGUGGCCGAACUCCGAGCACUGAACGAGAACCUUGGGCAAUUCAGGCACUUUAAGAAUCUUGAUGACAAACUCCCUCGCCUUCAGUCUCUUCUGGACGCCCCUCCACCUCGACAGCACCUUCAGCAGCAAGCACGGCCAGAAGAUGAAGUGGAUAAGGCGGGGGGGGGAGACAAGUUGGGCUGGCGAGAGCGGCGAAUCCGUUCAAGACUUCCCGCAACAGCAACAUCCUCAGGCGUCUUGCAACUCGCCCUAGCAAAUCUACUCGAAGUUGUUUGGUACGAGGGCUGGGCGAGCCUGCUCGAUGAAAUUGAUGAGUCCAUCAAAGUCCAGGUUGUGGAUAUCUUGAAUGCGGAUUCUACCGAGCAGCUGCUGUUCCAGGGUUCGUUGGCCCAGUCAAAGGUGUAUUUCCAGCUUCUGCAGCUUCUGCGCAUCAUCCCCCUAUGGAUCAGAGAGACGAGGGAUGAUCUGGAGAGACUGAAAGCACGCUCCGUCUUCCGAACCGCAUUGCCCUAUAUCCCUGGUCGGAAGUGGAACCAGCAGCUCUUGAGCCGCAUCGAGACGAAGACGGAUGAGAUCAGGGGCUUGCGAGAUGGUCUCAUCAAUACCAACGCCCUCUUAGAGGCUUCCAGGUCCACCUCGAUGAAUCGCUACGUCAUCAUCUUUACUCUCCUCACGAUAUUCUACCUGCCGCUCGGUUUUGUCACUGAGUUCUGCUUCCGGCUCCCUUCCGGCAACAACCUUGCCGUCUUCAGCAUGGACCUUCUCCACGAACAAGAGCUGACUGUCAUGAAGAGUCAAUACGCCGCAACAAUGGUUGCCGUUGCCGUAGUAACCUACGCGGUAGCUAUCGGCCUGGUCGUGUUUGUGGAUUGUCAGAAGAUCAAGCCGCUCCUCACUGGCGUCCACGCCCAUUUUGCCUUCCUUGCACGCAAGCUGCGGCAAACCUUUGAAAAGAAUGAUCCCGCGGCCUGA